AUGGGGUGGUGUGCAUUUGCGCGCUGCGAGGACACCGCGCAGGACGCGACCGUUGUCGCACUGCGCGACUAUAUCGAGAGUGAUGGCGCAGGUGGAGAAAUACAGGAACAGGUUGCGUUUGCCGAGAAAAUGGUGCGCGUUUUGCGCAAAGCACUGCCGUUGCACGGCUCUGCGUACGAAAGUGUGCUGGGCGACGCACUGCGACUCAUGAGCCGCGAGUUGGCGACGAGCGCGGUAUGGGCGCAAUCGGAUGUGUUUGUGGCGCUGAGUGCGUUUGCAUUUGAGCAGCGUAUCGAGAAUGCGGCGCGCGAUUCCUACUUCCGCGCGAUCCACAAUACGCUCUUUUACUGUACAGACGUUCGCGAUGCAUGGUUUGCGCAGUUCCGUUCAUCGCUGCUGGAUGCGCUGGAAGACGAGGCGGUGGUGGCGACUCUUUGCGUCGAUUCAGCGCUUGAGGCUCAGUUCCGUGUGCUUGUAAGGAUCAUGUUGAUCGGCGUACAGUGCACAAAUUUCCACACGCUCAAGAAGGAGGUGCACGAGCGCCUCGUUACUGCGUCGUUUGCUAUUAUAGAGCGGCUCAAGAUGCCAGACGAGACACCACCGGGGUCAUGGAUCCCGUCAGAUACCUUCUCCACUGCAAUGGCGCUGGUGCUGCACUCGAUGGACGAGCAGCAUCCAGAUAACCGGGCCAUGCUCCCCCUGCUAUAUGACGUGCUUGUUGCAUUGAAGGAAGAGGAAUGCGAGCUGUCCAUGACCAUGCAGCACGCACUGGGCUUGAUUGUUUUCAUUGGGACCCAGUGGCCAAGAGGAAAAGCGCGCUUGCCGGCCGUCGAGCGCAUCGCAGAGAUGCUUGUGCGUUUGCUAGACAGAUGCAUCGAUGUCACCACCGGCGACUUGAAUGCAUGCACAAAGCAGACGAGCAGUGACUUUGUCGCGAUGCAAACAUCCGCGUGGCUGUUCCUUGCGGGUGUAUGUUCAUCGUCGCUCGACCUGUGCUGCGCGGUGGAGCGGCAUUUUUACGUGCACAAGGACGUCCAGGCCACACGAGAUCCCCCGCUCCAGCCGCGGGUCCGGGCACUGGAGAUAUGCAUGAGCAGCGAAACGCUGAUCACGCUCGAGGCCUAUAUAGGCUACGUCUUGUUCCUCACAAGCAAAAAAAACCCCUCGCUAUUUCUCCAGCGCUUUUCUUGGGAGCGGUGCAUGGGCGUGCUGUACAUGGAAAAUAUAGAGCACACGGUGGGUGCCACCGAUGCUGAGCUGUCUAGGAAGCAUGUGCACCCAUACAAUAAGCACGCCCCGACCGAUCUCGCGUCCGCACAGCUGCUCGAGGCACUCUUGACCGUGAAAAAGUGCGGCACGAUCGUGAUGGAGAACCCUGUAGAAGCUGCACACAGGCAAGGCGUGCUUGCCGACGUGGAAGCACAGAUGGAAGCAGCUGAGCGAAAAGAGGCUAGAGACGAAGAGGUUGCUGUGCAAGCUGCUUUGGAUACAUUUGCGCGGCAAAAAAGCAGGCAUCUUGGACAAGGUGCGCCCACACGCCCCGAAGCGCUCGUUAAAGUAGCACCGCCGCCCAAUGCGACCUAA
Molecule: messenger RNA, 1584 nt
Organism: Malassezia vespertilionis
Lineage: Eukaryota; Fungi; Basidiomycota; Malasseziomycetes; Malasseziales; Malasseziaceae
Exons: 1
Coding region: 1-1584 (527 amino acids)
Source: RefSeq, a predicted model, not a curated record